AUGCCGGUACGCAACACGACCAAGCCGUCCUUCAACUUCCUCACCGGUGAGGAAGAGCCCGAAUCGCCGCCUCCCACUGUAGCUGCGAAACGAGAGCCUCUGCGCGAAACCUUCCGAACCACAUUUCGUGCCUCACAGAAUGCGCCGCACACGGUUGUGCCUUCGGACCCCAUCAACGAGGACCUACGCGCGCAGCUUAAUACCGUGCGAUAUGAGCUCGAGACGGCGAAACAGGAGAAGGAAAUGAUGAAGCUGGAGCAUGCGCAGGAGCUCCGAGAUGCACAGAACCGCGCCGAUGCCGAUUUUCGAAAGGCGCAGCAAGUCGAGGCUUCCAGCACUCUUACUGCGAAGAAGCACGAGGCGCUGACAAAGGAGCUGGCAGAGUCGCAAACACGGGCUGCAAACGAGCGACAGGCACUUGAGAGGCGGUUACGAGAAAGCCAAGAGCGGGCGCAAUCGCUGCAGGAGGAGUAUGAUGAAGUCAAGGAAGAACUCGCGACGUCACAGAGGCAGAAUGAGCAUAGGUUCAACACGCUGCAGACGGAGCAUCAGAAACUCAAGGACAGCAUGGAGGAAAUACAGACAGACUUGCAGGCCAAGGUCAACGCGCUGCAGACGGCACAAAAGAAGCUCGCGCAGAAAGAGGACGAGGUUGGUCAGAUGGAGGCAGAGAUAUUGCGACUCAAGGCGAUUACCGGAGAUGCAGAGACACUGGAGGUCAUCAAGAGGGAACUCUCGGACCAGGUAGCGCACAUCAAGAAGCUGGAGACGUUGACGAGGGAGCAGAAUGCAGAACUCAAGCAAUACCGCAAGCAGCAUAAGUCUAUCGAGGUAGUCGAGGAGGAGAAACGGUCGCUACAGAACAAGUUGCGCAUGAUGGACGAUGUAGAGCGCCAACUCGGAGAGGCACAGUUGAGGAACCAGGUUCUAGAAGAGGAGCGACACUCGUGGACAUCAUAUCUGGAAGCCGAAGCCGAGACACAUGGAGAGAUCAUGUUUGAGACACCCCAGGACCUCGCGCGUGCUUUCAUUCAAGAACGUAUAGAAAGGACCGACCUACUUAACAGACUGGGCGAGAUCAAGCCAGAGCUCUCAGUCAAGGAGGCCACUAUCGAAGCUCUGGAGGAAGACAAAGCCAAACUACAAGCCGAGAUUCAGCAACUCAAGACGGGCGGAGGUUCUGGUGUAGCUAGCGGUGCCGACGCAAAGGUGCGAGCGCGUCUGGAACGACAGAAGACCUUGUUGACCAAAGAGGUCGAGUUUCUGCGUGCCCAAGUCAAAGCCUUUGACGAUGAGGAGCGCGAGAUGCAACCAGACACAUUCGACGCAGCCAAAUCCGAGCGGAUACGGGAGCUAGAGGAUCUCGCGGACCAAUACCGCAAAGAGAUUGAUUCUCUACAACAGGAGUUUAACAGUCUCGAGAAGCCCUCCGGCACAGUAGCAGGUCAAAAGCGGCCCCUCGAAACCGACCAGAACGAAGAGCGCAUCGGCGAACUACGACGCAAGAACCGCCAACUCCAAGACGACCUCUCAUCCCUCCAAAAGAAGAUGAAGCUCGUAGAAUCCGAAUACAAAGCCCAACACUCGCAGCUCAAAAAGCUCAAAGAAUCCUCCCGCACACGCGUCCUAGAGCUGAAAUCCAACCCCACGGCCGACGCCGAAGCCCUCAAACUAAGCACCGUCCGCACCCUCCGAGAAGCAAACGCCCAACUCCUCGCACAACUCCAAUCCACCCCCUCCUCCACUACCCCGACCGUCCCCCUCGCCACCCUAACAGCCGCCCAAACCGAACUCGCCGAACUGAACCAAAAAUUCGCCUCUACCCUCAAGAAGAUCGAUCGCCUAAAACAAAUCUGGACGGCAAAAUCUCUCGAGUUCCGCGAAGCCGUCGCCUCUAUCCUCGGCUGGAAGCUUGACUUCAUGCCAAACGGCCGCGUCAAAGUCACCAGCAUGUUUAAACCUGCUGAUGAGGAAGGCGAGAAUAGUAUCAUCUUUGAUGGCGAGAACGGCACCAUGAAGGUCAGUGGAGGUGAACAGAGUGUUUUUGCGGGUGAGAUUCGCGAUCAGAUUGUUUAUUGGGUCGAGGGGAGGAAGGAGAUUCCUUGUUUUUUGAGUGCGUUGACGUUGGAGUUUUGGGAGAGGGGGGUUGGGGGACAGACGGUUAUGAUAGGGUAG
Messenger RNA from Pyrenophora tritici-repentis Pt-1C-BFP, 2175 nucleotides. Its product is annotated as spindle assembly checkpoint component MAD1. Lineage: Eukaryota; Fungi; Ascomycota; Dothideomycetes; Pleosporales; Pleosporaceae. The record is from RefSeq and is a predicted model, not a curated record. Gene Ontology annotation, biological process: attachment of mitotic spindle microtubules to kinetochore; mitotic spindle assembly checkpoint signaling. Gene Ontology annotation, cellular component: mitotic spindle; nuclear envelope; kinetochore.